Molecule: messenger RNA, 2164 nt
Organism: Klebsormidium nitens
Lineage: Eukaryota; Viridiplantae; Streptophyta; Klebsormidiophyceae; Klebsormidiales; Klebsormidiaceae
Source: the annotation of a GenBank genome assembly
UUGUAGCGUGGUUGCGUUGUGAUAGCGGCAAGCUGCAUAGCGCCGGCGGCUAGCUCGCCUUCAACUUCAAGAAGUUGAAGAAGGACAUGGGUGCAAGCCAAAAAGCUCUUCCACCUUCCUCACAACCAACUCGUCAAUGUGAGGAUGAUCUUGUUUGCUUCAAGAUUCAGUGAAAGCUAUUCAUUUGGGGCAGCCUGAAUUGCUCUUAUGCACAGCCUGGUACAAAGUGGCGCCGAUGAUGACGGGCAUCAUUUGUGACAGCGUGGGCGGCCGUAAAAGGUUCUGCUCUAUGCGUCGGCAAAUUGAGCAAUGCUCAUAGCCCGGGGACAGGUGUGCAGAUUGCUGCUUCUGUAACCAGGAGCCAGCGAUCUAUUAGGGUUCUGAGCCAUGUCCAAUCGGACGUCCUUUCGGCCGCGGCCUUUGGACACUGGCCGGCAGCUGCCCUUGGUGCGCUCGCUCUCAGAGUUGGACAAUGAUGAAGCGCUGGUAUCGCGCUCUGUCCACCACUCACACAUCACCCUGGAUGCAGAAAACGAAGAGGUUUUGAAGACCAGCAACUCCAAGGGCGUCAGUGAGAUCCCUGUCCCGGACGUGCUGACGGUGCCCUCAUAUGAAACUGACUACACACCGACCUUCAAGCAGCCGCAGUCCUACAUCAGGAGCAAGCCAGCGCGAUCAGAGACAGAGACAUUCGUGGAAUAUGAUCUGGAUGAUGAGGACGAGGACUGGCUGGGAGUGUUCAACCAGAGACGGAGACUGCUCGCUCCUGAAAAGUUCGAAGCGAUGUUGUAUCGGUUGGAGAUAGGUGCUGCAAAGUUCCAGGAGAAAGCUGGGGUUCAAGUAGGGGUACCCAAUGCUCCGCUGCCGACCCAAGAGAUGGCCCUUGAGACUUUGCGGCAGAGCGAGGGCGGCUCCCGGCCAGCCAUCCUUUGUGCAGUCUACGAAUACUGGAAGGACAAGAGGGAGAGAUGGAACAAGCCGAUUUUGCGGCGCCUCCAGCCCCCUCCCUCUGUCACGGAUCAGAAUCCCUUCAACGUCUUCCGGCCGAGGGAGAGGGUUCACCGACCACAUACCCGCAGGAUGCAGCGGCAUGAAAACGAUCUACCCUCCUAUGAAAAGAUGCUCGAGAUGAAAAACAACCUCAAGGCGGCCAGGUCUCUUCUGACUGCUAUUCAAAAGCGUGAGAAGAAGAAGCGGGAGUUGACGGAGUGCGAGAUGCACGUCCAGCGACUCCAGAUGCGGCAACGGCAUGACCCGGACGCGGACAACGAGGACCUGUCCCUGAGCGCCAUGCUGCAGCCGCGGGUGCAGAAGAUCCGCAUCCGCAACUCCCACAUCGACAACGCGAUGCGCGCGGCGUACGACCACGACGGCGGCCACCUGCCGCCCGACGACCUCUGGCGCCCGCGGCUGCCGCUCGACCUGGACGGGCUGGCCGACGCAGACGGGCUGGCAGACCCGGCCAGGGCCAAGAAGCGCAAGCGACGGAAGAGCCAGCAUGGCAAGGGCAAGGGCGGUAUCAGAAAGAUCGGGGCCCUGGCGCCGGUGGAGCCGCUGGAGCACCCGCUGCUGUUCGCUCAACCCUUGAACCUGACGCACCUGCAAGCCGUGGGCAUCAAUCUGCCGGAGGCCGAUGGAUUGAACACACGCUUGAGGUGUCGGGCACGAAUAGGCCGGGGGGGCCGCAUUGUUUUCGAUCGCUUCUGCACGGUGGGCCGGCCACACCGCUCAGGUGCGACCUACUCGCAGCGCUUGGCACCUGAGAAGCAGCCCCUCUGGUCUGAGCGGGUGCAUUCACCAGAUGAAAACCGACCAGUCAACAACCUGUACACUAGAUGAGCGCCCUUUGUACAGCCAAUUGUACACUAUGUUGAAUCUAAAACGACCGAAGACAUUCGUGAUAUUGAUCCCAGAGCCCACAGGCAUAGUGCAGUCUAGCAAUUUGUGCGGUCAUACAUUUACUUGCGAGCGCACUAGAUUCCAAUUAUUUGGAGCCGUCUCUGCGGCAAGGGCCAAGCAACCGGGCGCUGGUACAAGUUGGCAUUCCGACUGUCACUGCGUCCAUAUUUACUGAGUCCAGCGUCUCAACUGAUGUUUGGACCCGUUUGUGAUUCCUGACCGAAACUGUGUGUCAGACCGUCUGAGUAAGCUGGCCCGCGGCGCC